Molecule: messenger RNA, 3164 nt
Organism: Toxoplasma gondii ME49
Lineage: Eukaryota; Apicomplexa; Conoidasida; Eucoccidiorida; Sarcocystidae
Exons: 7
Coding region: 1017-2093 (358 amino acids)
Source: RefSeq, a predicted model, not a curated record
CGGAAUGGCACUCUUAGAAACGAGGAACGAACCCAGAAAGUGGUAACGAGUCUUCCAGUGUGUCUCAAAAUCUGAGCAAAUAUUAGCAGUACUCUAUGUCCAUAUUUUGAAAAAAAAAUCUGGGCCAAAAAGGCGACCGCAACGCAUUCAUGGUCUAAAUCACAAUCUAUAGCCGUGUGUCGCUCCGGCAGCCGCUACUGCUUCUCUGGAAAGAACGGAAAUCUGCAGAACUAAUCGCGAAGUUCGUUGUGAGUGCAACAUGCAUCGCAAAAUGUACAGCAAGACCAUCAUGCUGCGAAACGAGAAUGGUUUGUUCCCCGUGUGCCGCGAACCUUGUUUCUGAAACCAGCGCAAUCGUCCAAGAUGUACAUUGUUUCAUGUGCUCAUUCUGUGUAUGUGGCACUCGGGCCCCAGUCACGAAUCGAGCUCUGAGAAGGAGUCAAUGACAGUCUGAGUCUUUCUUCUCUCGUUUUCCUUGAUUCUCUUCUAGUCUGGCUGUGAAUCCCGCAACGAUGCCUCUAUCCCGCCGGCUUCCGUUUGAACUUUUCACAUUUUCGAAAGCGCUUACUAGCUAGCGAAUCCAGAAUCCCAAUUUGUGUAGGUCUGAUGUGGACUGAGCGUAGAACCUCCGUAAACGCAUCGAGAGGACGCCAGGGCGGAACUCCAGUUAUCCACGUUUCCCCUUUGUGCUGAACUCGUCUUCGUUUGUAUUUCAUUUUGUAUUUCCCCUUUGGCACUGCCAGCACAUCGGGGUUGCACAGCCAUCCUGUCAAAAAACGUGAGGACGCAAAGCUGUGUCUUCUGCUAGCGGCUGACUUUUGCUUUUGAAGACGCUCUUCUGUCUUCGCGUCGAUGAACGUGGAUUCCCCCUUUGUCAGGUAGGACCAACACGGUUUGCAAGCGAGUUCAACUUUUUUUCAUAUCCUAUGCACCGUGCAGCGCGCAAUCUGCAAUCCUCGGAUACAGCUGGGAAGGUCGUUUGAAUGAGCAAAGUGAAAGAACAGGAAAGCUAAUCCAUGUCCCCGUUAUAUUGCCCUUUUGCAGGUGCUUCGCCAUUUGAAGUAAGAGCGGACGUCGAGAAAAUGGGGGACCACACGAAUACGCCGCGCAUUCGCUGCUUUAUCUUUAUGCUCGCGCUGGUCAAUUUCGUCUCCUUUGCGGAACGAGUUGAUGCGAAAUCUGUACAAUCCCAAGCGGUCGAGGAUACAGCGGAGGCCACAUUCCUUCCAAUCCCUCGGGAGGCCGGCACCUGGCACGGAAGAGAACUGGAGAAAACACACAAAAACGACGAGGCAGAGCGCCACCAAGAUACAGAGCGUGACGAAAAGGACUUGCGUGAACAAGAAGACAAAGACGAGCAGUCCAAAGACGAGCGAGACUCUCGGUCCUCAGGACAAGAUGAUGGAAAACGAGAAUCGGAGGAGAAAGAGGAACUGGACUCUGAAAAACCCGAUUCUGACGAUGCAAGCCGCAAACCAUUCGACGCUGAAGCGGACCAAAGGGCUCGACACGCAACGUCUGUCACAUCAGAGUGUCUCAGGUUUCACAAUUUAUUUCGAGUCGGCCAACUUGAUGAAGAGGCUCUCGAGCCCCUUCAUGCCCAUGCUGGGAUGGACAGCUACGUGUUAGCCCUCAUGGAGAGACUGGCGGCGUCGAACUGCAGUCAGAGAGCCAUUCCGGAAAAUCUCCCGUUUGGGGUCAACGUUUACGCCACUACUGCAGCAACGCCGUCGUGUGUAAGGGCGUCACACUUGUGGUACAGAGGCAUCGACAGCUUUAAUGGACAGUACCCCGGCACAGACUGGCGACGAGGCACUGCCCUUCAGUUUGUUCAAAUGAUGUGGAGCAGCUCGGAGUAUGUGGCCUGCGCCCGUACAGAGAAUUGCACCCGGGGCAUGAAUCAACUCGUCUGUUUAUAUUAUCCUCCAGGAAAUGAUAUCAGAGAGGCACCUUUCAGCGAGGAAACAUGGAAUGCCAUCCUUCGGCGUCACCAACAAUGGCUAGACUAUGGUGCACCCGGCGGAAGAAGGGAUCGUCCUAAUGCAGCAACUUCCAACAACCCUCGGGAGGACGAUGAGGUGGAGACGCUUUAAUAGGCUUCACGCGAGUAAAGAACGGUCACAAAACAUACGUUUACGAGCAUUCUGGGUGAACGCUCCUUUUCACAUGAUGCUCCUUGUGCAGAAAGGGUAUGCAAGGACAUGUACAAAACUCAUAAACCUGCCCGCGUACAUAAAUGCAUGUGCAUGCAUAACGUCUGCUUGCGCAUGUAUACAAGUGCUGCGACUAUACGCGGCUUUUUCCUCUCUCCAAACACGUAAAUAUGGCGUUGUUUCAUGCGACUGCAGCCGCAAAAGGGAAACUUGCUUCUGUCGUCCACUGUCUCGGUCAUCCUUGGUCACGUUGGUCAACCAUUGCAGAAGCAGAGGUUCCGCACUUUCGUGAUUAUUUGAUCUUUUUUUGCGAGGAACACCUGAGAGCGAGCUGGUUGAUUCUGCGACAGAGAGAUGCAUAUGUAAAUGAUGUAUAUUCGACAUGCUCAUGAUGUGCAAGGUUGCGAAGUGUCAGAUUGGGUUGACUGUUUUUUGACGAAUUUUGCGCGGGCCAUGUCAAACCUAGGGCGUCGACUUUUUACCGCUCUUUCUUAUCUGCUUUACCUUCCACUAUACGUUUUUCUUUGCGAGUUUUGUACCAAACGCAUUGUGGGGGCGUAAACAGGCUCCUGCGGCUCCUGUAAAAACAUGGUGUAUUCGGGAAAUAUAUUCAUAAGUAUUUAUAACGGCACAACACAUCCAGGUUCACGUAUGUACAGCAAUUCGAAAGGGGGCAGGUUUCUCUGUCAGAUGAACUGAGACAUCCUACGGGUGCCGAAACUAGGUUUUUACAUCCAGGAAAUGUUGCCAGCUGUCUGUUUAGAAAUACCGCUUGAUGGGAACGGGUGUCCUGGAGAGGUAACUACAUUGCUCGUUGCAUGCAGCUGAUGCAUUUCGAGGCUAGGAUUCUGAAAGGUCUCGUGCCUUUUUUCCCACCGAUUUGGCGGGUGAACAGGCGUGUUCUCUAUUCUCUAAACAGAUCAGCUCUCGGCUGCAUCUGGAGAGACAAGAAAACAAACAGGGAAUCCUUGCAGCAGAUUCUCCGUGUUUUCUACACUCAACCUUUCUGCU